This is a messenger RNA of Malus domestica (apple), 2738 nucleotides long. Its product is annotated as two-component response regulator-like PRR37. Gene Ontology annotation, molecular function: protein binding. Gene Ontology annotation, biological process: phosphorelay signal transduction system; cytokinin-activated signaling pathway. The record is from RefSeq and is a predicted model, not a curated record. Lineage: Eukaryota; Viridiplantae; Streptophyta; Magnoliopsida; Rosales; Rosaceae.
CUUUCCCCUGCCUCUUCUGCUCCGCCGUCUCGCUACCACCGAAGCCGUUUUUUUUUUUUCCUCCGAUGCUUAUUUUUCUCUUUUUUCUUUUGUUCUUCAGAAGAGAAAAGCCCUAACGCGCUCUCAGCUCGGAAGCUUCAGACUUUAAUAGUAAAAAUAUCUGAAUUCAAAGGUCUUGUUAAUGCUUGCAUCUUGAAGACAACGGGAUGUGCAGCGUGAUCCCGUUGUCUCUUUGAAUCUGGUUGAUGGGGGAAGUUGGGAUGAGUAGCAAUAGUCCUCUUACCAAAGAGCGUGCGGAAGUAAAUUGCCACAUUCAAGAUGAGAACAAGGAAACUAAGGAUGGGGUUGUGGGAGAGGGGCGAGGGCUCCCAAAAAAAGAUGAUUUUCGGGUUAAUGAGGACUUGCAAGGCGCACAUGAUGGGCGGGCAGAACAACAGCUCCAAGGGUGGGAGGAGUUCUUAUCUGUCAGGUCUCUGAAGGUUCUUCUAGUGGAAAAUGAUGAUGGAACUCGCAAUAUUCUUCGUGCUUUACUGCAAAAUUGUGGCUACAAAGUAAUAGAGGCAGAUAAUGGUAUACGAGCUUGGGAAAUCUUAGAAGAUCUUACGACUCAUGUUGAUCUUAUUUUGAGUGAGGUUGUCAUGCCCAGUUUGUCAGGCAUGGAUCUCCUGACCAAGAUAAUGGACCACAAAACUCGCAAGAAUAUUCCUGUAAUUAUGAUGUCGAGUCAAGAUUCUAUGAGUACAGUUAUCAGGUGUUUAUCGAUGGGCGCAGUUGACUUUCUAUUGAAGCCUAUUCGAAAGAAUGAACUUAAAAACCUCUGGCGGCAUAUUUGGAGGAAAUGCCACAGGCAAUCUAGUGGUAGUGGGAGUGCAAGUGAUAUCCGAACUCAAAAAUCUACAGAGUCGUCAAGUUUUGAGGAGUCAGACAAGAACACUGGCAGUAAUUGUGAUGAUAACAUCGGCCUUGGAAACAUUGGUCUGACUGAUAGGGAUGAAGGUGACAAUGGAAGUGGCACUGAGAUCAUUCAGGCUAAUCCUUCAAGGGCUGACACAUUUGGCAAUGACGGGGUGCCUGCAUUUAAAACUAGCGAGUGCGAAGGCCAGGAUGAAGAGCUUGAUGAUAUUGUCGUGGGUAAAGAAGACUUGGCUGUAGGACUUCCCAGAACUUCAGUUUUGCAGCUUGAUGAACCAAAAGAAAAAGGGUUAACCAACACGGCCAGUGCUAAUAAAAACAAACUUUCAGAAACUGACUCAAUGAUCGGAGGUGAACAAAUAGAGAAAGGACAACCAGAGCUCAACAAUGAAAAACCAAAUCGGGAAUUGAGAAACCAGGCUGCUGAUCUAAUGGGUUGCAUCGGCAACGGUACCACCGAUCCUCAGAUGCAAUGUGUUAUGUUUGACAGCCCAAAUGGUGUAUCCAAGGUUCCAGAGAUAAAAGCUAAGACCAUCCAUGACAGUAAAGAAACUCCUUCUCUUGAGCUCACUUUAAUGACGCAGAGAGAUGUUCGAAAUACUGGGUUCAGUGGUCAUGAUCGAAAUGUUCUGAGACAUUCAGACAAUUCAGCCUUUUUAAGGUACAACUUUCCUACAAAUUCUAAGCAGGCCCCAUCUGGGAAUGUUGGUAGCUAUUCUUCUCUCGAUAAUAGCUUAGGGGCAGCGAAAGCAAAAUCAUUUCAAAAUUUUCAAUAUAAUUCGUAUGGCACUCCUCUCUACCAGCGUUCCAAUGGCUCUAGCAAUAACAAUGACACUGACUCAGCCACAAAUAAGUUCUUUAUCAAUGAAGAGGCAUCCGAAGACAAGGCAGAGCCGGGAUCAACAAUGAAAUGUCUCCACGAAUCCUCUGUCUUCCAACCAGACCAUAACAGGUCUAUGGCGUAUAACCAGCCAAUAGAACAUGGUCAUGCCGAUGCUGCAGUCCAUAACACAACUUUGUCACAAGGAUGGAACAUGAAUCAGCAUGUGCAAGUGCAGCAGCAGCACCAUAUGUAUAACGUGCGUCAGCACCAGCAGAUACUAAAUAAUGAUGAUUUGUCACUGAAAAAUCUGGCAGCAGCAGCUCCACUGUGCGGGUCAUCCGAUGUGCAGUGUGUACCAAUGGAAGGGAAUGUUGGCAGUAACAGUUUGCACGGGUGUGCCUUAGAAAGAAACAACAGUAGCAACGGGCAGAGUGGGGGUAGCUUUGCCAUAAAUUCUAGGGGCACUUACACGGAAUCUGGUAAGGACAUAGCUGGAGAAGAAGGAACCAUCAGUGCAACUGAAAAUGGGAGCAAAAGUGGAGUUGAUCAAAACCGUCGUGCACAAAGAGAGGCUGCUUUGCAUAAAUUCCGCCAGAAGAGGAAAGAUAGAUGUUUCGAGAAGAAGGUGAGAUACCAGAGCAGGAAAAAACUGGCGGAACAAAGGCCGCGUGUUCGUGGACAGUUUGUUCGACAGGUGGUAAAAGAAAACAAAGGCAACGACACAGAUAGCUAAGCUGACUAGUGGUUUUGUACAUGAGAACAGCACUAUAGCUAUGCAUACCGGAUGGAGCAUCUGUUUCUUUGAUGCAGGAUAUGGGCAUACAACAUUCGGUAUUCAAAAGUAUAUAGAACUGAUAUAUUUAAAGACUAGAUUUACUGCGCGGGGACAACAAAACACGCAUGGAUUUAUGUUUAUUGAUUUUGACUCGAACAAUUUCUUUUGCGAUUAUUACUGAAUGGAUUUAUAUAUGGUCAUCGAAUCAAACGAUGAAAACCUCAUACA